Pistacia vera is the source of this 1498-nucleotide messenger RNA. RefSeq names its product WD repeat-containing protein 55-like. Bases 105 to 1157 code for a protein of 350 amino acids. Lineage: Eukaryota; Viridiplantae; Streptophyta; Magnoliopsida; Sapindales; Anacardiaceae. The transcript has 14 exons. Gene Ontology annotation, molecular function: protein binding. The record is from RefSeq and is a predicted model, not a curated record.
AAAAUAAAUAAAUGAGAAAAUCUUUUCUCAAUGCUGUCCUGUAAAACCCUAGGAAGAGUAAGGGAGGGUUUUAGCAAUCGGUUGCUUUCGCUGUUACUCUUGCAAUGGAGAUACAAAUAAAUUUAGGAAAUUUACCUUUUGGUUUGGAUUUCCAUCCCUCGGACCAGCUGGUCGCUUCUGCUCUCAUUACUGGCGACCUUCACCUGUAUCGUUACAGCGUUGAUGCGCCACCGCGGAAGUUGUUGGAUGUUCAUGCACAUGAGGAAUCCUGCAGAGCGGUUCGAUUCAUUAACGGUGGACAAGCAAUUGUGACAGGUUCAGCCGAUCGCUCGAUUUUGGCCUCUGAUUUGGAGACGGGAUCACCUAUUGCCCGUCUUGAAGAUUCCCAUGAGGAUGCUAUUUAUAGUUUGAUAAACCUUACAGAGUCAACCAUUGCGUCUGGUGAUGAUCAAGGCUGCAUUAAGGUAUGGGAUACCAGACAACGUACUCUUUGUAAUUCCUUUAAUGCUCAUGAGGACUAUGUUUCAGACAUGACUUUUGCAUCUGAUGCCAUGAAACUGCUGGGAGCAAGUGGAGAUGGUACUCUAUCUGUUUGCAACCUGCGAAAAAAUACGGUCCAAAGUCGGUCUGAAUUCUCCGAAGAAGAGCUAACAUCAAUUGUUAUGAUGAAGAAUGGUCGUAAAGUAGUAUGCGGAUCACAGAAUGGAACUUUGUUGUUGUAUUCUUGGGGAUUUUUCAAGGAUUGCAGUGAUCGCUUUACUGGUUUAUCUCCAAAUUCUGUUGACGUGUUAUUAAAGCUUGAUGAAGAAAGGGUUAUUACUGGAUCUGAGAAUGGCCUCAUCAGCUUGGUUGGCAUUUUACCCAACAAAAUCAUUCAGCCAAUUGCGGAGCAUUCAGAAUAUCCAAUUGAGGGACUUGCCUUUUCUUAUGAUAGAAAGUUUCUUGGAAGCAUAUCACAUGACUCAAUGUUGAAGUUGUGGGAUUUGGAGGACAUAAUACAAGGUUCUGGAAAUAAUACAAGUCAAGCUGUGCUGGGAGAUAGCGACAGCGACAGUGAUGUUGGUGACAUGGAAGUGGAUAACAAAGGCACAAAAAGCACUAACGGUAAAAGUGCAAGUAAAGGAAGCAGUUCACAUAGUUUUUUUGCGGAUUUGUAGAUGGAUGGUAGCAUACUGCUAUUACAUUUAUACCAACUCAGUUACAAGUUUUAUCAAUGUGAAUAUUUUCAAGGAGACUCAACUUAUUCUCCUAUAAUGAGUGAUGUUUACCAUAUGUACCUUGUGGGAUUUAAUUUAAUUCGUGUCACAUGGGCUUUACUUGGCAUCCUCAUUCCUCAUUCCUCAUUCCCAAGCAGUGAUCUUCGCGCAUUUUUGAGUGAGCUUGAUGUUGAUUUCAUCCUUUAUAGGCAACCAAAUUUUAGUUUUGAUGUAUUCUGAAUUUGAGUGGAAGGAAAAGGAUCCUUAACAUGUAAUUUUCUGUUGUGAUUUUUUUGCCCUUU